This is a messenger RNA of Hypanus sabinus (Atlantic stingray), 1796 nucleotides long. RefSeq lists its product as uncharacterized. NCBI's taxonomy places the organism in Eukaryota, Metazoa, Chordata, Chondrichthyes, Myliobatiformes, Dasyatidae. The transcript has 5 exons. The record is from RefSeq and is a predicted model, not a curated record. Bases 279 to 893 code for a protein of 204 amino acids.
UCCUUGUUUGUACGCUUUUUAACGCUGCUCGCCCAAAACACCUGGGCUUUUUGCCACCGCCCACCGUGUCUAGCCACCUCUCCUCACCCGACCAUCGUCACUCACUGUACCGUCAUUGCACCCAGGUUUGUGUCCCUAGCAACGCGACGCCAUUAUCACUUUUGUUCAGGCCAUGACGCUCCUGGUUGAGGAUUCCACUUGACACUGAAUCCAUAAAACUCAAUUCAAGCCUUUCGUGGGUACAUUUUACCGUUUUGUACAGAAAUAUCCGGGAACACAUGCCGCUCCUUGCGGACAGGAGCAAUCCUGUUCGCUCCCGGAGAUAUGCUGAAACAGGGAAAGAGUCCGUUGUAUUUACAGGACCAGAUGCUUCAAGAGAUUACAGAUCAAAACUCCCCGACUUCCCACACUAUAUUGGUGAGAAUAGACACAUUUCUGCUGAAAGUACUGGUGACCUAAACUACUUGUAUCGUUCUGCACCUUAUGAUUCAUAUCAAAAACGCAAGGACUGCUACGUAGGAGAGAUUGGCUGGGGCCUGUGUUUCGGUCCAAAACUAAACAGAUCUAGUCUCUUAAGCGGAAUGCAAAUCAAGCUUGGAGAAUUCCGAGAGCGUGCUGAAGACAAAGUGACUCAUCGGUAUCAAAAUCCAUGGCAACCUCCACCUGCUGUACUUAAUCGCUUACGAGAUGGCAGAGCCUUCCUAGCAUGGCCCCUUAAAAGAAGUAGAGAAGGCAGGGAGUCUGCACAGUGGAAAGUGACCACACUCAGCCCCAUUCACAACACCGACUCAUCUACAUCCAACGAAAUGCUGGAUUGUGAGCCAUUACCACCCUGCGAAGAGGGAGCUGCCAUUCCAUUCAACUCUAAUGAACAUGUCGCUGGAAGCCCCUAGUUCAGAUUGUUAUGGAUUUCCCCUUUAAUUUCUCAUCUCACUUUAUUCCACAUUGAUCACUGAAAAUCUAACUGAUCACAAGGUGCAGCACACUCAAUACCUCAAUCAGGUGCAGACUUUCAAAUCAUCUGCAUUUAGUUGAAUCACUGUAUUACAUUUUAUCUCAAAAUGAUCAGAAAUUGCAUCUCAACUUUACUAAUAAUUUACAGAUAUACUUUUGACAAUGUAGACAAUAAAAAUAGACUUUACCAUGAAAUCUUAAAUCACCUCUGCAUUAGUUAACAAAUGUAAUUAUUCAGAGAUGUAUUUGAUGAAAAACAUUCAGGUCAUUUAGUACUUACAGGAAAUUAUCUUUGUGAAAGUGUAAAUUGCAUCUAGUAUGGAACAGGUAUUAUGUGGCAGGAAAAUGUCUGUUCCUAGUGUAAGGAACACAGGUUUCCAAGAGAUUUUUCUGACAUCAGUUUAGAUUGCAAAACAUUGCAGAUCAUUUUCCUACCUCCUUAGCAAGGACUACUUUCUCAGCAAAGGAUUACUUAUAGGGAAAAAAAAAUUGUUUGUAUUGUAACUUUCUUGAUUUCUGUAUGAUCUAUGAUACUUAUUCCCAAAAAGCACUUUUCAAGUGUCGCCACAUUUGUAAUGUGGGAAUUUGGGACAACUAAUUUAUGCACCGCCAGCUCCGGAUGUGUUGCUGACCAUCUGAAAGACAUCGCUUCCAACAAUGCAAUACUCUCUCAAGACAGCACAGGUGCAUCAGCCUGGAUUUUUUUUGCUCCCCAAUCUCUGACAGGUGAGAGAAUACCGUCAACUAAGUCAUGGCUGUAAUCACGCCUCAGGAGUGCCACCAUGUGGACAGAUCCUUGUUGGCCAAUUUUAAUGCAAAUAAAAAUAAGCAAAACAAAAAUG